Molecule: messenger RNA, 1668 nt
Organism: Hyalella azteca
Lineage: Eukaryota; Metazoa; Arthropoda; Malacostraca; Amphipoda; Hyalellidae
Gene: Rab23
Product: ras-related protein Rab-23-like
Exons: 7
Coding region: 197-919 (240 amino acids)
Molecular function (GO): GTP binding; GTPase activity
Source: RefSeq, a predicted model, not a curated record
CAAGCUUGUAGAGAACCGGCAAAGUUGAAGCUCUGGCUUGCCAAAGGCUGUAUUAAAUUCGCGACCACGCUUUAUAGUGAAUUUGUACGCUCGUCAUAUUAAGCUACGUUUUCUGAAAAUGCUGAAAGACAAACUUAAGAAAAACCAAUAAAUUUAUGUGCCAUUUGUGUGUGGAAGUGCGACUGCGGAACUGAUCAUGUACAUCGAAGACCACUUUUCCACUGAAGGCCCUGCCUUGAAAUGCGCCAAAGAGGAGGACGUGGGUGUUGGCAUCAAGGUUGUUGUUGUGGGUAACGGAGCUGUGGGCAAGUCGUCUCUGAUCCAACGCUACUGCUGUGGCACCUUCAGACAGAGUUACUGCAGGACUAUUGGCGCCGACUUCCUGGAAAGACACACUAAUUGCGGUGGGCGCUCCGUACAUCUGAUGCUGUGGGACACGGCUGGACAAGAAGAGUUUGCGACCAUCACUCGCGCCUACUACAGAGGGGCGUCCUGCUGCAUACUUGCAUUCAGCACCACAGAUCCAGAAUCUCUCGCUGCCGUCCCCUUCUGGAAAGAGAAGGUUGAGCAGGUUUGCGGACAAAUACCCACUGUGUUGGUGCAGACUAAAAUCGACCUUCUAGGAGUUACUGCAAACGUCAAUCAAUCCAGAGUAGAAGAAUUGGCAGCAGAGUUGGGAGUUAGGUUGUUCCGGACCUCAGCCUUAGAAGACCACAACGUGGACCCUGUCUUCUUGUACCUGGCAGAGAAAUGUCUGGAACUCAUGUCCAGGUCGUGCUCAGUCGUCACGCCGCUCACCAAAGACAUGUUCGGGGCAGCAGAUAAGCUGCGCCGAGGUGACACUAUCGUCCUGCGGUCCAAGAAAAACGGCAAGUUCAAAUUCAAUUAUAUCUCGAGGCCUCCCUGCUGGAUCGUCUGAAGUCAAAUCUGGUCGUUAGCAUUAAGGUGGACACGAGAAGAGGCUGCGCGCGUUGAUUUAACUGAGGUUAGAUGUGUUUCCUGCUACGCCUUGUUGUGGCAUUUUAGGUUGAUUUACAAUUUCAACCACAUUAGUUUGAAAUCCCAUUUCAACCACAUUGGGUUGAAAUCUCAUUUCAACCACAUUGGGUUGAUAUCCCAUUUCAACCACAUUGGGUUGAUAUCCCAUUUCAACCACAUUGGGUUGAUAUCCCAUUUCAACCACAUUGGGUUGAUAUCCCAUUUCAACCAAUUAGGUUGAAAUCUUAUUUCAACCACAUUUGGUUGAAAUGGGAUAUUACGACACUAAGCUUUACUCGAUAAAUGGCUGUAGUAUUUACCGUAGAUAGUAGUCGUUACAUAACAAUUGUAGAAAGCUAACUAAUAAUAAAAAAAUCUGGACUUGAUGAACAUCUUGGUGUUGCAUAUAACUCUUGAAUGGUAUACGAGACCGCUACAAAAGCAAGAGAUAUAUAUAUUCAGUAAAAAAGGUGAAGGAGGUCGAAAAAUUACGAUCGUCAAUGUUCACGUGACAAGAAGCUGAUCACGUUAGAAAUUAUAAGAGCACAAAGCGACGCUUCAAUUACGACAGGUAUAACAAAAACACGCACGUUUUUACAGUAUACUUUGCAAUCGCAAUGAGAAAUAGGCAAUAAAAUAAUUAUGUCAAAAUUUGUGAUGAAAAAAUGUUUGAUCAUGCAGUUGCUUUCC